Nicrophorus vespilloides is the source of this 996-nucleotide messenger RNA. RefSeq lists its product as uncharacterized. Lineage: Eukaryota; Metazoa; Arthropoda; Insecta; Coleoptera; Silphidae. The coding region runs from base 1 to 996 and encodes 331 amino acids. The transcript is spliced from 5 exons. The record is from RefSeq and is a predicted model, not a curated record.
AUGGUUCAGAUGAGGAUAGUGGCGUUAGUUCUCGCUGUGGCGCUGCGAUCUUGCCAUGGUCAGCAACCCAAUGGUCAGGAUCAAAGACAAGGUAAAAAUUUAUUGGACUGGAUUGGAUUGGGAACAGGACCGGAGACGGAUCCGUACAUGGCGCGAUCAAAUUCCAAUUGCCUGAACGGGGAUUUGGCGGAAUGCUUCAAGUCUAGAGCCUUGGGAACCUUCGACGAGUUCUUCGGAAAACCUAUAUACCAAUUAAGUGAAAACGCAAGGAUAGUAAAGAUGCCCGAAACCCAAUUAAGACAAUUAGUCCACGAGAAUUACGAGUACUCGGAAAGUCCCAGAUCCGAUGAACCCGAAUGGGAUCAACUUGUUAAAUUCGCUCUGAGAAAGGUGGAGAAAUUCAUGAAAUCGACAGCUUUCGAAAUCGAUUUCGACAACGAAGUCACCGAACGUGGACGUUACUCACCAAGAUUCGUCGAUGAAAUCGCCGAUGAAAUCGAUAUAAUUGAAGAUAAAAAGGACACUUUAUUCAAGAGGAAGCAGCUCAAGAAAUUGUUCAUCCCUCUUCUUUUGGUAUUGAAGAUCUUCAAGCUUAAGCUUCUGCUGUUCUUGCCUCUCAUCUUGGGAUUGGCUUCGUUCAAGAAAUUCUUAGGAUUCUUAGCUAUCAUCAUACCAGGUGCAAUUGCUUACUUCAAGCUCUGCAAACCUGAUUUCCAAUCGGCUUUCGGUGGUUACGGAUCUCACGGUCACGUCGUUCCUCAAUACUCACCAGCAGGAAUUGGUUAUCAUCAGCAACAACACUUCAGAGAACAACCAACUUUCACCAAUCAUUACGAGCAAUCAUCUUAUGAUGACUACAACAGUCAUAAAGGAUUAACCUUCAGGGAUUCACCAAAUCAAGCGCAGAACUUAGCUUAUUCUGGAUAUUACAGAAACAGUGGAAAAGAUAUUCCAGCUGAAACUUCCAGCAAGAAAUCGAUUCUUCCAGAUUCGUAG